AUGUCCAAAGUACGCUUUCGGAUCUCCAGUCUCGGCCUUGCACGCUGGAGGCACCAUGUGCAGGAACUACUGUUGCAACACAUUCUCACUCAAUGGGACUGGGAGACUGGUACUAGGCCAUGCGACACACAGAUUUGCGCAAUUCCAAAGUCCAUCCUCAAUCAACUAGAAAGAUACGAACGGAUGGAAACGGAAUCAUUGAUGGAACUUGUGGCAUGGAAAGUCAACUGUUUGAUUCUUGACGGGUCAGGUCACUUUGAUUCUAUGCAAGAGAUUGUCGAUCAAUGGGCGCUUGACGACGAUUUUGACCCUGUAGAGUAUAAGAGACAGCGCCGUCUCCCGAGCAAUGUUGGGGUCAUUUUGACUAGUGUAUCAGCCUUUCUUUGGUAG
Cylindrotheca closterium is the source of this 390-nucleotide messenger RNA. NCBI's taxonomy places the organism in Eukaryota, Bacillariophyta, Bacillariophyceae, Bacillariales, Bacillariaceae. The record is from the annotation of a GenBank genome assembly.